AUGGGCAAUAUCGGCAAUGAGAACGCAGUCAGGCAUGCUGACAGAACACAUGAUAGGACAACACCCGAGGGUGAGACACGUAUAUCGAGGGAUUUAUCUAGCUCCCCACAUUUACAAAGCUACAUGGAUGAACCAAACAUGAUUCGGAAAGCGGCGGGAAAGAUUCCACAUAUUGGCAUUGUCGGCGCUGGUGUUGCUGGGUUGAGAUGUGCGGAUAUCUUGUUGAAGCAAGGUGUCAAAGUGACUAUACUCGAGGGAAGAAAUAGAGUUGGUGGACGGUUAUGUCAAAGCAAUGCGCUAGGUCACUUGGUCGAUCUCGGCCCAAAUUGGAUACAUGGAACAGACGACAAUCCCAUUCUUGAUCUUGCCAAGGAAACAAAAACUGUGGCUAUGAACUGGGAUGGUCGACAGUCGGUUUUUGACAGUUUAGGAAAACACAUGCCCGACAAAGAAGCAGCAGAAAAUAGUGAGCAUGUCUGGGGAAUCAUCGAGCAAGCAAUGAAGUUUUCGAAUCAAGAGUCUGCAACAAUACCAGCCGAAAUGAGUUUGUACGAUUACUUCCAGGAGCAGGUGGUAAAAAUGUUCCCAGGCAACGAUGAAAAAUCAAAGAAGAAGCAAAGAGAUAUACUCGAGAUGGCCGAGAUGUGGGGUGCAUUUGUCGGCUCGCCAAUCCAAACGCAAAGUCUCAAGUUCUUCUGGCUAGAAGAAUGCAUCGACGGCGAAAACCUCUUUGUAGCAUCGACAUACGCCAAAGUCCUAGACAAGAUUGCCGAACCUGCACUCAAAGGCGCGACCAUGCUCUUCGAGCACAAAGUCAAAUCGAUUCUCUCCCAAGAAACCAACGGCGAGACAGCAGUCACACUCGAGCUCGAAGACAAAAAAAGCCUAACCUUCGACCAAGUAGUCAUAACCACCCCCCUCGGCUGGCUAAAAAGAAACAAAACAGCCUUCACUCCCCCCUUACCACCCCGCUUCAACCUCGCAAUCCAAAACCUCGGAUAUGGCCAUCUAGACAAAGUCUACAUCACCUUCCCCACCGCCUUCUGGAACACUUCCUCUCCCACCACCACCACCACCACCACUUCAUCCCCCAGCCCAAUCCCCUCCUCAGACUCCCCCAUAAACCCCACCCACUACCCCGGCUUCACCCACUGGCUCAACCCAACCUACACCCCCACCACAAACCCCUCAUCCUGGAACCAAGAAGCCGUCAACCUCGCCGCCCUCCCCUCAGACACCGCUCAUCCAACCCUCCUCUUCUACACCCACGGUCCAACAAGCAAACACAUAGCCAACCUCCUCGCCUCGAUUCCCGAGGAAAAACACAAAGAUAUCCUCAUCGACUUUUUCGCCCCGUAUUACUCGUUACUACCAAACUACAAAAAAGAUGAUGAAGAGUGUAAGCCGAAAGCCGUGCUAGCGACGGCGUGGGCAAACGACGAACUAGCGGGAUGGGGCUCGUAUUGCAAUUUCCAGAUUGGAUUGCAGGCGGGAGAUGAGGAUGUUGAGGUGUUGAGGCGCGGGAUGCCGGAGCGCGGGGUGUGGGUUGCGGGGGAGCAUUGUGCGCCGUUUGUGGCGUUGGGUACGGUGACGGGGGCGUAUUGGAGUGGGGAGGGGGUUGCGAGGAGGGUGAGUGAGGUGUUGGGAUUAGGUGGGACGAGUAAGUAA
Bipolaris zeicola 26-R-13 is the source of this 1668-nucleotide messenger RNA. RefSeq lists its product as uncharacterized. Lineage: Eukaryota; Fungi; Ascomycota; Dothideomycetes; Pleosporales; Pleosporaceae. The transcript has 3 exons. Gene Ontology annotation, molecular function: oxidoreductase activity. The record is from RefSeq and is a predicted model, not a curated record. Bases 1 to 1668 code for a protein of 555 amino acids.